Nicotiana tabacum (common tobacco) is the source of this 2196-nucleotide messenger RNA. RefSeq names its product putative serine/threonine-protein kinase PBL19. Lineage: Eukaryota; Viridiplantae; Streptophyta; Magnoliopsida; Solanales; Solanaceae. The record is from RefSeq and is a predicted model, not a curated record. Gene Ontology annotation, molecular function: protein kinase activity; ATP binding. Gene Ontology annotation, biological process: protein phosphorylation.
CGUUAACACGCUGCAUCUAUCUCUCUCUCUCUCUCUCUCUCUCUAUUCCUAUGUCACACGCUUGUUCAAAUAAUUUUCUUCAAAUUUUACUAUUUUUACAGCUGCAAGAUUCUUGUCUUUAAAUUGUUUUUGUAUCGAUUUAAAGGUUCAAUCUUUCACUUUUUUAGCUUCAAUUCUCAAUUGGGGUUUCUGAGAUUUCCUUAUUUGUCUUCUGUUUUCAUAUGAGUUCCUCUUGUUUUUGAGCUUUCUUGCUUUUUUGCUGUGUUUUAGUCCACAUGGAAUUUUUUUCCCUUUUGGUGUAAAUCCCACUUUUUUCAUAGACUUUUCUCUGUUCCUUUUUUCCCAAGUUAGUUCUUUUCUCACAGUCAUUCCAAUUUUCAGUUUUUCUUACUUUUCCAUGCUUAUCCUAAUUUGGUUCCUUUCUUAGCUACAAACAGUUAAUAUUUUUCCCUUAGUGAUCAUCAAAUUUUCUCUUUUAGCUACAGAAAGUUGGUAUUUUCCCCCUAUUAAUCAUCUAAUUUUAAUAAAAAUUCAAUCUUGGAAGAUUUUUGAUAAAGAAACAGAAUCUUUGUGUAAUUUGGCAAGAAGGGAAGGUUUCAAGAUUUUAGCUUUGAGGGGAAAAAAAUGCUGAAGUGUUUUUAUAUAUUCAAGGAUAAGUCAAGGUCAAGAAGGAGAGGGGAAUCGGCACCAGAAUUGAGUAAUGAAAGUAGGAGAGAUGGUAAUUCAGAAGGGAAAAAGGUAGCUAAGUCUACAGGUUCAGUUUCAUCUGCUAGAAGUAUACCGCAAAUGUAUAGAGAAAAAGAGCAAAAUUUGAGGGUUUUUUCACUUUCAGAGCUUAAGGAAGCUACAAGGAGUUUCAAUAGGAUGUUAAAGAUAGGGGAAGGUGGUUUUGGGAGUGUAUAUAAAGGUACAAUUCAGCCUCCUAGUGGAAGAGGUGAUCCUAUUGUGGUUGCUAUUAAGAAGCUCAACACACUUGGAUUGCAGGGCCACAGACAAUGGGUUGCAGAAGUUCAAUUUCUCGGUGUUUUGGAGCACCCUAACCUUGUUAAGCUUCUAGGAUAUUGCGCUACAGAUGGGGAAAGAGGGAUUCAGCGCCUAUUGGUUUAUGAAUACAUGCAAAAUAAGAGCUUAGAAGAUCAUCUGUUCAACAGAGCUGUGCCGGUAAUUCCCUGGAAAACAAGAUUGAAAAUUAUCCUUGGUGCAGCGCAAGGAAUGGCUUAUUUGCACGAGGGUCUAGAAGUCCAGGUGAUAUAUCGAGAUUUCAAGUCAUCAAAUGUGCUUCUGGAUGAGGAUUUUAAUCCAAGGCUUUCAGAUUUUGGGCUUGCAAGGGAAGGGCCGGCUGGUGAUCGCUCUCAUGUGUCUACAGCGCCGGUUGGGACUUUAGGAUACGCUGCCCCUGAAUAUGUUGAAACUGGACAUCUAUCGGUCAAGAGUGAUAUUUGGAGCUUUGGAGUUGUUCUUUAUGAGAUCCUCACUGGCAGACGAACUUUGGAAAGGAACCUUCCCGUGAUGCAACAGAAGCUUAUUGAUUGGGUAAAGCAAUUUCCUGCUGAUAGUAGAAAAUUCAGCAUGAUCAUUGAUCCAAGGCUUCGAAACGAGUUCUCACUUGUUGCUGCUAGGAGAAUUGCAAAACUGGCCGAUAGCUGCUUAAACAAGAUCGCCAAAGAGCGUCCAAAAAUGAGUGAAGUAGUUCAGAUACUAACACAAGCAGUACAAGAAUCACAAGAAACAACUUCUUUAGAAAUCACAGGUCCAGGUCCAGGGCCAUCUCGGCCUACACAGCUUGCCUCACCUAAACAACAACUUAAAAAUAAGACCAUUGCUGAAACUGCACGGCCAAUGCGCCCCAUAGCUCAGGCGUGAAUGCUCAAAAGAUCGCGGAUCAUAUCUCAAAAUUGAGAUCCUUAUGCACGAGGCGAGUAAAUUUUUCUAUAUAUAUAGUAAGUAAUAUUCUUUGGUAAAAGAAAUGGGCUCUUCACAUGUCCCAUUAGAGUUCUUUUUUGAUAAAGUAUGUUUGCACUAGGAAGAGUAUGGCAAAAGGAGGGAAGUUUCUUUUUUCAGUUAAAAGUGAUUUUUAAGAAUGUACUUGUAAACUCCUUAGUUUAGGACUUCUAUUCACUAGUGUUUGUUUGUGUAAAUAAAUCCAUUUGUAUUCCAAGAUUUCAGAGCAACAAAUUUUGUUCCUCUUAGUUCCUA